Messenger RNA from Diuraphis noxia (Russian wheat aphid), 4090 nucleotides. It is a transcript of the gene Cdep, whose product is annotated as Chondrocyte-derived ezrin-like domain containing protein. The record is from RefSeq and is a predicted model, not a curated record. Gene Ontology annotation, cellular component: cytoskeleton. Gene Ontology annotation, molecular function: cytoskeletal protein binding; guanyl-nucleotide exchange factor activity. NCBI's taxonomy places the organism in Eukaryota, Metazoa, Arthropoda, Insecta, Hemiptera, Aphididae.
ACUCGGCACUCGUCAACUCGGCAGAGUCGCAUACACACCGUCCGGACUUGCUGACACCGUCGUCACUUCGUCAGUCGUCGUUCAUUCACUCGUCGUCGUCUUGUGACGAUCUCGUUCGGCCCUCUCGCGACUCGUCUCGUCUUCGAGUGGUCCGGUCCGCUAGCGUAGUGGGCGUGCGUGUGCGGAUUUUUUUUCCGCUGAUUAACUUCUCGCCCGAUUUACCGGCCCGCGUUGUAGUACUUAAUUUCUACAAUAAUCGUAGACGUGUGUGUGUGUGAGAUCGCGUCGUCGGUUGAGUUACUCGUUUGUGCGCGCGCGUGUGUGUGUGUGUCAGUGUGAGUGUGUGCGCGCGGUGCGUUUUUUCCACUAGGCCCGACCGACCGCGGCGACGCGCGCGAUGUGUUGUACGUGCGGAUUAGUCUGUUCCAAUUACGGUUGGUGAACCGUCGGGAGCGUCGUCCUCCGAGCUGCGGUGGUGUCUCCGCGUUUCGUCUUCAUCGGAGAUGGAAUUUCAUUGGUGUUGCCGCGGUAGAACAGAUUCUAUCAAUCACACAGAACCAACCAACGUCGAUAGGAAAACAUGAUUUGAACCACUCUAAUGUUUUGUGUUUCAUGAAUUUUUUCGGUUUUUGUUAUUUUUAAAUUAGUUUUAAAAUAAGUAUAUAUAAUGUCUCCUGUGGAAAAAGACCAAACACUCACCCCAAGCUCGCUGGGAAGUUCUCUGAACAAAAUACCCCAUUCACAGUCCACUCCUGGUGUAGCUGGUUCUAAAACACCACCAACGACGCCCAGAAGGGGAGGGAAAAUGCUCAAUGUCCGUGUUCAAAUGUUGGAUGAUUCAGUUACACUCUUUCAAGUGCAGACAAAAGCUGAUGGAUCAGUGUUAUUUGAACAAGUAUGUAAGCAACUAAAUUUGUUGGAAGCCGAUUAUUUUGGACUUGAAUAUCAAGAAGGUUCUACAAAACAUUGGUUAGACUUAGAAAAACCAUUAAACAAACAAAUAGGACUGUCACUUGUGGACCCAUUAAUGAGGUUUUGUGUUAAGUUUUACACACCUGAUCCUGCUCAAUUGGAAGAGGAAUACACCAGGUAUCUGUUUUGUUUACAAAUUAAACGAGAUUUAUCACAUGGGCACAUGCAAUGUAAUGAUAAUACUGCUGCUUUAAUGGCCUCUUAUAUUGUACAAGCUGAAUGUGGGGAUUAUUCUGCGGAUGAUUAUCCAGAUCACACUUAUUUAUCGUCACAUAAAUUUGUUCCACACCAAGACAGAGAAAUGGAAAUAAGAAUAAUGGAAAGUCAUAAAAGACAUAUAGGACAAUCACCAGCAGAAGCAGAUUUAAAUUUAUUAGAAACUGCACGUCGAUGUGAAUUAUAUGGGAUCAAAAUGCAUUCAGCGAAGGAUCCUGAAGGUGUUCCUUUAAAUCUUUCGGUUGCACAUUUGGGUGUUUUGGUUUUUCAAAAUUUUACAAAAAUCAAUACAUUUUCUUGGGCCAAGAUCAGAAAAUUAAGCUUUAAACGCAAAAAAUUCCUUAUCAAACUACACCCUGAGGGAUAUGGUUAUUUUAAAGAUAUAGUGGAAUUUAUAUUUGAAACUCGUAACGAUUGUAAAAGUUUUUGGAAAAAAUGCGUAGAAAAUCAUGGCUUUUUUAGAUGUUUUACUGUAAAACGUUUACCACGUCAACGGACUAAAGUUUUAAGUCGAGGAUCAUCAUUCAGAUAUAGUGGUAAAACUCAAAAACAAAUGGUGGAAUUUGUUAGGGAAAACUUUGUUAAACGUCAAACAUUCCAAAGGUCUCAAUCAUUUCGGCAUACCGGAUUGUCACAUUCUACUAUAUCCAAUGUUGGUUCCAGUUUUUCAGCACAUCCUUUAUUGCCCCUCGCAAAUUCGGAAGCCACGAGCCUAGCGGGUUCUCUGAGUCCGAACGCAGUCCAUCGCCAGGUGGCGCCUGGAGAGGUGUCGACUGCUCAAGUUGUACAUCCGACGACAGUGAUGACGACAACUUCGGACAUAACUUCCAUCACUUCGUCCCAGCACUCGUACAGCGUCAACGAUCCAGGUGACACUCCUGAAGAAGUAGAUUCACCACUUAAGAAAAUCAAUGGAUCGACAUCAUGUUUAUCUUCUAUGUCCAUUAAAGAAAAUGGUGUAACAACAAUGACAUCCUCCACCCCGAAAAACCAUGUUACAAAUGGAUCGUUAGGAAAUAUAAGCAAUGAUCAUUAUAACAAUGUUAGCACAAUAAUUGCUGCCAAGGAUAAAACAUCAUUGAAAAAUCUUGAAAUUACUGAUACAAAACGCAAAAGGCCCACUGACAGAGCAUAUUUUAUUACUAAAGAAUUAUUGAUGACAGAGCGGACUUAUAGAAAAGACUUAGAAGUCAUUAAUUUUUGGUUGCGUGAUGAAAUGAGCAAAGAAGAUGAUGAAAUGGGUCAGAUCGAAUCUGUAAACAUGCUUUUAAAUCUAAUUGAUCCAAUUUAUGAUGCUCAUUCUUUAUUUUUGAAAGAUGUGGAAAUGAGAUUAAAUAGUUGGGACCCUCCAUGUAUAGCCGAUGUUCUGUUACACCAUUUUAAUAAUUUGGAGUUGUAUGAUAAUUAUUUAGAUGAACACUUAAGUGUCUUAGAAAAAAUUGAUCAUACAUAUCGUACUAACAAGAAAUUUGAAGCAUUUUAUAAAGAUUUUGAAGUAGAAAAGGUGUGCUAUUUGCCAUUGUCUUCAUUCGUUUUGAAACCACUUCAAAGAUUACUCCAUUAUUCUCAUUUACUAGAAAAAUUAAUAAGACACUAUAGUUCUUCUCAUAUUGAUUACAACAACUGUUUGGAAGCGAGAGCAAAACUAUUGAAAGUGACAAAAAGAUUACCAAGUGCACUUCGGAGAUCGGAAAACUUUGUACAGCUUUGUGAGUUGGAGAGAGAUAUGGUUGGCAUUGACACACUUCAUGUUACUGGUCGAGAGUUUGUAAGGCAAGGGUGUCUAACCAAAUUUUCUCAGAGAAAAGGUUACCAACAGCGCAUGUUUUUUCUGAUGUCUGAUAUGUUGUUAUACACGGCAAGGGUUGGCCACAUGUUUCGCGUCCAUGGCCAGAUACCCCUCAACGACCUCUUUGUUGAAGAACGAACCGACAACCCAACACAAUAUUCUUUUUCAAUCUAUUCAAAUAACAGAGUAAUCACAAUUGCGGCGAACAGUCAGGAGGAAAAAGAUAAAUGGUUGGAAGAUAUCGCAGAAAGCGUUCAAGCCUACAAAGGAGAACGGGCAAAUAUUGAGCGACCAAAUAUUUAUUUGAGCUUGAAAUCAUGCAGUUCUUCGGACGAUAUGAUGAGUAACAACGGUGACUGCAACGGCACUUUGUCCGAUAUCAACGGUGGCAAAGCACCGGGUGCAGCGCAAAGGAACAACACGACCGUUCACGUUUGCUGGCAUCGGAACACGAGCAUCGGCAUGGCUGAUCAUCUUCGGGCCUCCGAGAAUCAGUUAAGCGGUUUCCUGUUGCGCAAGUUCAAAAAUAGCAACGGCUGGCAAAAGCUGUGGGUCGUGUUUACCAAUUUCUGCCUGUUCUUCUACAAGUCGUUCCAAGACGACUUGCCGUUGGCCAGUCUGCCUCUGCUCGGUUACAGUGUUUCAAAACCCAACGAAGACGAUUCCAUAGAAAAAGACUUCGUUUUCAAGUUGCAAUUUAAGAAUCACGUCUACUUUUUCAGAGCCGAAAGCGAAUACACGUUUGGCAGGUGGAUGAGCGUGAUCAGUAGCGCCACUCAACAUUCUGGUCGCAUGAGACUGUUCAGCCGCAAAGAUAGUGAAAAUAAUUACUCGGACAUUAUGUAGUCAAAUGAAUAUAAUCUUACAAUCAAAACGUGUUUAUUAUUACUAUUUUCAUUUAGGGAAAUAUCUAACACGACACAUAAUGUUAAGGAAUUUUAGGUUAUUCAUAUAUAGUUGUCAUAAAACUAAAUCAGGAUUUUACUCAACUUUUCAACUUACAUCGCAUAACUAAUCCAUCCUCUCCAUUCCCCCCAUUACUAUAAUUAUUACUAUUAUUUUUACUAUACUUUUAUUUUAUUUUCAACUCGUCCAAUCGCGCAAUCAUAUAUU